Molecule: messenger RNA, 936 nt
Organism: Lottia gigantea (owl limpet)
Lineage: Eukaryota; Metazoa; Mollusca; Gastropoda; Lottiidae
Exons: 2
Coding region: 1-936 (311 amino acids)
Source: RefSeq, a predicted model, not a curated record
AUGACGUAUUUAGACAAAAUCAGUUUGAUAAAGGGUAGUAAAGCUAAGAUUAUAUUCUUAAAAUCAUCACAUAUUAUAGUUGCUCAUUGCUAUAUGGAUGGUUAUCGAUGUAGAACAAUGAAUAAAAUUCGAAGUUUCCUCAUGGGGAAAAGAGCAAUUUUAAAAGCAGUAGAUACCAAUGUCAGGGCAAGCAAGUUGUACUUAGAUGAAGAUUCAUAUCAGGAUGAUGUAUGGGGUGUUGAUAUACCAAGACUGGGGACACCACUCCUAGAGCAGACGAAGAAAAAAUCACUAUUUCCAUCUAAACAAUCACUGAUGUCUUCAAGGGAAUCCUUGUCCGAUAUGCUUUCGUCAAGCCCCACAAAGAAAAGGAUGUCCCUGUUUUCUUCCAAAGAGUCGUUGAUGUCCUCCAAAGAAUCACUGUCAAACCUUUCCACUUUAUCAGGAGUAGCUUACAGACGACAUCCAGAUGACCAAGGUUCGAGAUUUGGUCGACCUUAUUCCGUAGGUACUAGUAAAGCCUGUUAUGGUCGUUUCUCGAUGUUGCAAUUAGACGGUAUUGUAGCAAUCGACGAAGAUGCUAAAGAAGUAUCUAUAUCUCUGACCAAUUUGGAAAGGAUUGAAAGCAUUCAAAAAAGGGCCUUUGAGAUUGCCCAUAAGCGCAGAAAGUUUCAAAGAAACAGGGAAAGCAAGAAACGUCCGUUGUCAGAUGAUGAUUAUGGAUCCAGAAAAGCUAAAGUACAUAGUAUGAUACAGCUGCCAUCGGAAGAUGCUCUGUUGGUAGAACUUUCCAAAGCUCCCAUCGUUGUGACUAGAAAGUCGAGCAUACAGAAAAAAAGUUGGGAGAUCAGGCUUGAACGAAGACGGAAAAUGAAGAAAAGAAGAUCAGCGGGAUACCAAACCGACGAUAUUUUUGUGGAUGCAAAUUAUACAUAA